This is a messenger RNA of Hibiscus syriacus, 911 nucleotides long. Its product is annotated as EKC/KEOPS complex subunit TP53RK-like. NCBI's taxonomy places the organism in Eukaryota, Viridiplantae, Streptophyta, Magnoliopsida, Malvales, Malvaceae. Gene Ontology annotation, molecular function: protein serine/threonine kinase activity; ATP binding. The record is from RefSeq and is a predicted model, not a curated record. Gene Ontology annotation, biological process: protein phosphorylation. Gene Ontology annotation, cellular component: cytosol; nucleus; EKC/KEOPS complex.
UGUAGCCGAAGAAUUUCGUCGUUGUGUUGCUGAUCACCGUAACGUAAACUUUCCUAAUGGAGAUCGACCCCGAAACUGGUUCUGAAAACAACGCCCUCGUUCUGGUUAAGCAAGGAGCUGAAGCUAGAGUUUUCGAGUCAGUAUUGGCGGGAAAAAGGUCCAUCAUCAAAGAGCGUUUCUCCAAGAAAUACAGACACCCUUCUCUCGAUUCUAAGCUCACUCUCAAGCGCCUAAACGCGGAAGCUAGGUGCAUGAUCAAGGAUCGACGGCUCGGCAUUUCAACUCCGGUUCUUUAUGCCGUCGACCCCGUGCUCCAUACCCUGACUUUCGAGUACGUGGAGGCUUCCGUUAAAGACGUUUUCCUCGGAUUCUGGUCAAACGGCGUCGUUAAAGAACGGUUAGCCGAUAUAGCCACCCAAAUUGGUGACGCAAUUGGCAAACUCCACGACGGUGGACUUGUUCACGGUGACCUCACCACGUCAAACAUGUUAAUCAGAGAUGAAUCCAAUAAGCUCGUCCUUAUCGACUUUGGUCUAAGCUUUACAUCAACGCUUCCAGAAGACAAAGCUGUUGACUUGUAUGUUCUUGAACGAGCCUUGAUUUCGAUGCAUUCUUCGUGUGGGAAUGUGAUGGAUCUCAUACUUGCUGCAUACAAGAAGUCUUCAAAGCAGUGGUGUUCCACAUUGAACAAGCUAGCUCAAGUACGGCUAAGGGGUCGCAAGCGCACAAUGGUUGGAUGAGCCUCCUUCAUUGAUGGAUUAGAUAUGGUUGAGGAAAUCUGUUAAGAUUUAAAUUUGAUGCAAUAGAAGAAAUGUGGCUAAUGAUUUAGAAUCUUUAUGGUGUGGUGUGGUUUCUGCAUAUUGCAAUUGCAAUCCUCUCCUUUUAAACAUUGGACUUAAUCAUGUUGUAGA